AUGAACAACACUAUUCAUCCGCUCGCAUUCGCUAUCAAAGGUAAUUGCAUACCUCGUGUCCUCGCAUAUCCGCCAUAUGGUGUUCUAAGGAGCAAAGAGAAGAUCCAAGUCGCCAUAACUAUGAACAAAUUCGAUCACGACAGUAUGGGUGCCAAGGACCGUAUUGUAUAUGAAUGGGUGCUGCUAAGGCGAUUUGAACAAAAUUUCAGGCCUGACAUGCUUAAGGUGAGGGGUUCAAUAUACACAUUCAUUCCAAGCGAAAUUGUUCUCCUGUCAUUUCAUUAG
Cooperia oncophora is the source of this 285-nucleotide messenger RNA. The record is from the annotation of a GenBank genome assembly. Lineage: Eukaryota; Metazoa; Nematoda; Chromadorea; Rhabditida; Trichostrongylidae.